Eurytemora carolleeae is the source of this 1372-nucleotide messenger RNA. Its product is annotated as calumenin. The coding region runs from base 157 to 1119 and encodes 320 amino acids. The transcript is spliced from 15 exons. NCBI's taxonomy places the organism in Eukaryota, Metazoa, Arthropoda, Copepoda, Calanoida, Temoridae. The record is from RefSeq and is a predicted model, not a curated record. Gene Ontology annotation, cellular component: endoplasmic reticulum. Gene Ontology annotation, molecular function: calcium ion binding.
GUUUAUCUUCAGAAUUUUUCAGAUUUUCUGUGAAAGAAGAGAAUGUAUAAAGUUCCUCGAAUUGGAUAAUUCUGAUCAGUUUUAAACCCCCGAGAGAUUUCAAUAUAAUAAUCUACUGAAUAUAUUGGGAAAGGAUAAUAAACGAGAAGAUCUAGAAUGCAUCUGGAAGUGUUGAUGAUAUUACUUGUAUUCUGCUCUGGCAGCCAAGAAGCAUCUAUGGAUAAAGAUCAUGAUAGAAUCAUUCAUGGUAAACCCCUGAGUAAUAAGGAGCAUGAGCAUGGUGGAGAGGAGGGGGACUUUGAGUAUGAUCACGAGGCAUUCCUGGGGGACCAGGCAGAGGAGUUCGACGAACUUUCUCCAGCUGAAUCUCAGCGACGUCUUGGGAUAAUUGCAGACAAGAUAGAUGCGGAUAAAGAUGGCUUCAUAACAAUUCCUGAACUUCAUGACUGGAUAAAAAAUACGCAAUCGAGGUAUAUAGAUGAGGAUGUAGAAAGACAGUGGCAGAACUAUAAACGGUUAGAUAAGGAAACCAUAAACUGGAUCGAAUACAGAACAGCAAUAUAUAGUUUUCUAGAUGAGGGAGAUGUUGAUGAAUCGGAGGAUGGAUUUUCCUAUAAAGAGAUGGAGGCCCGAGAUGCCCGGCGUUGGCAGUUGGCUGAUACAGAUCAAGAUGGGGAGCUCACAAAGCUAGAAUUCCAGGGAUUUCUGCACCCUGAGCAUGCCGAGCAUAUGAGAGAUAUUGUUGUGCAGGAAACUCUAGAGGAUAUUGACAAGGACAAAGACGGACAGAUUAGUGUUGCAGAAUACAUAGGUGAUAUGUACAAGGGUGGAGAAGAGGGAGGAGCUGAACCAGACUGGGUUCAGACAGAGAGAGAACAGUUCCAGAAAUUCAGGGAUAGUAACGGAGAUGGAUAUAUGGAUAUGGAAGAAGUAAAAUCCUGGAUAAUUCCUCCCGACUUUGAUCACAGUGAGGCUGAGGCAAAACAUUUAGUAUUUGAGGCGGAUGUAGAUCAGGAUAAUAGGCUUACUAAACUAGAGAUUUUGGAUAAGUAUGAUCUUUUCGUUGGAUCUCAGGCAACAGAUUUUGGAGAGGCUCUCUCUCGACAUGAUGAGUUUUAAAUUCUACCUUUCCAAAAAUAAGAAUUAUGAAUAAAUUUUCCAGUGAAAAUAUGAAAAUAUUUAAAAUGUUAAGAUUUUAAUUAAGUGCACAAGGAUUAGUUGCGUAGUUAAACAUGAUACUCUAAUUAGUUGAUGUGGUAUGUUGAAUGUAUUUUCUUUUAUUUAUUUAGUAAUACUUUGCUAGAUUAAAAACAAAUAAAAUGAAACUCACAUUUGUAAGAUUUCUAGUUCCCGAAGAACGCACAUAAUACUC